Ogataea angusta is the source of this 1035-nucleotide messenger RNA. RefSeq lists its product as uncharacterized. The transcript has a single exon. Bases 1 to 1035 code for a protein of 344 amino acids. The record is from RefSeq and is a predicted model, not a curated record. NCBI's taxonomy places the organism in Eukaryota, Fungi, Ascomycota, Pichiomycetes, Pichiales, Pichiaceae.
AUGUCGGAUGGCAAUUUGAUUACCAAGAUGCUUGCUGACGCUGCGGCGGAGGCUGAAAAGGAAAAACAGCAGCGGCAGGAAGUCAAUGAGGUGCCUGCUCGAACUGACGAGAGUGCAUCUCCGAAGGAAGCCAGACAGCCUUCUACCAAGCAGCAUGUGUACUCUCCAGAAUUUUUACUAUCGUUGAAGGAAUCGCCUUUAUGUGCAGACGUUUCCCAUUUGAACCUGCCAAAUAAUCAGCAUGAGUUUUUCCUUUUGGACCAGCCAAAACGUACCGCGUAUGUGAAUCACAAUAACCACAAAUACCCAAAUCAGCGUGGCAGAAAAGACAGAAAGAAGGAUACAAGAAAGACAGCCAGGGAUACAGAGGAACCACCAGAAUGGGUGCUGAAGUCAGAUGCAAUCACAGGAAACUCUAUCCAGGAUUUUGAGCUAUGGAGACUUAAGAUGCGGAUAGAAACUUUCAGACGGAGCGGCGAGCCUGUUCCCGAGGAGGACGUCAACCAAUACGAGUACUUGAAGGCCCAAAAGGCUGAGAUUGCGGUGGCAGCUGAAAAGUCGAGCCAAAGUGUUCAAAAGCCAGCCACCAGGCCUGAAUUCGACUUCCAUGAACCAACUCAAGAACCUGCAACGAACCCAGACACUCUCGCCACGUCAAAUUCGGGCUCGUCCAGAUUUUCAAGUUUCUUUGGUCCUGAACAGACCAACAAACAGCCUCAACAAAGCCAGACCAAAGACGAGUCCAAAUUGCUCUCGUUACUUCAAAACUCUGGACAGCAGGUGCCACAAGCACAACCAAUGCCCCAGGCAAUGCGUCAGGUGCCUAUGCCACCAGGACUAACCCCUGCCCCUGCCAUGGGACCUAUGGGGCCCAUGGGGCCGCUCCCACCAAUGGGGGCCAUGCCUCUUAUGGGCCACCCUCCAUCUUCGAACGCUGACAUGUUUUUCAACUCUCUGUUGUCCAAGGCCCCGGCUCCCGGACCUGCUCCGUUCUUGCCUCCAGGGCUUUUUCUACCAUUUUCAGAAAAAAAGUGA